AUGCCAGCUCGGGGUCGAUCCCCGGCUCCUAGCCUACCGCCUGUCGCCGACGACGAUGCUGCGGCGCCCUUCUCCGAAAUAUACAAGGCCCCUAUCGACUCGACAACCCCCGAGGACACCACCGCUUUUGCCGAGCUCACCGAUCGCAGCAUUUUUGUGACGGCUAAUGGAAUCCGCUACCGUCUCGAGAGGAUCGACGACGAGGACGGCUACUUGGCGCCUGCUCAACCGCCGCACCACCGAAGUCGAGGUCGCGUGCCCACUUCCCCUUCUUCCUCCUUCUCAGGACAAAUUCACCCACCUUCUCCCUCCGCUGCCCAGCCCGCAACCCAGCCCAACGCUUCAUACACAUCGAUCCCCAACGUGUCUGGAACCUCGAUUUCCUACCCGGGGCAACAGCCACACCUGCAUGCGCCGCCCCACAACAGCGCCGGCUGGGGGCGAUCGUCCUCCAAUGCCAGCUCAUACUCGCGCUCCUCCGGUGCGCAUUCGAUGUACUCGAUUCAAUCUGGGUAUGCUACGGCCGCCAGUACCAUUGCUGUCCCGCCUCGACCAGGUUACCCCAGGAGAGCGGGAUCGUUCACCCAAGACGCCGUUGCGGAUAACAUGGCACAGCUCAAUCUGAAUGGCUUCGGAGCGAACACAUUCUAUGGGGAAUCGGAUGGUGGCGCGCAUACUGCGGAAGCCCUCACGGAUCCGAGCUUGGGUCCCAUGCCACCUAUGAGCCCGAUCCGCCGCCACACCGACGGGCUUUCCCAAGGGACAGCCUCUCCGGCGAUAUCCUAUGUGACGGCAGUUCAGUACGAACAACAAUCGGUGUCUCCCCCAGUGGUAUCGGCGUCGUGGGAGUUGCCGACAAGCUAUGCCUCACCGCCCUGGACCAGCGUCAACUACCCCAGCUACACAACACAGAGCUCAAAGCUCGUACAAGAGUCGCUCCAGCAAGCGACGGCUAAGACGGGGCUGCCGUCACUUGUGGAAGGCGCCACUCUUAUAUCACACCCACCGGUCUCCGUGGAGGCGAGCCCUGACCCCUCAAGUCUAUCUCUAUCAGCGCCACAUAAGGAAGUUUUAGAUGAGCGGAUGAUGCGGCAUGGGUCAUACCCACUUUUACAUCACUCCAUAUCGGCACCGGCGUCACACUCGGGGCAAAAUUCAACGUGGGUGAACAUUGGGCAUGGCGAGAUCGAUACGCAGACCCCGGUGGUCAUACCCGAACCGGCCCACUCUACUUCGGGGGAUACGACAAUCAAGGCAAAUAACGCUCAGCUUGUCCCCGUCUACGCCUACGACCAACGGCUGCUCAAUGUUGUGUACAUCCGGGACGGUGAAAGCAAUAACGGAGCUGGAUACAGGCCAAGUUGGAUUUAUCAAUUCUCAAGCCUCAGAGCUCUCUUUGAUUUCCAGGCCUGUCUCACAGGCGAAAAAGUUGUCCUAGAUAUUGGCAGCGUCCGCAUGGUGACAAUCAACAAGGCCAACGUCUUCACAAACACGCAGUACUCAAGCGCGCGUCUACAAAUCUGGCAUGAAGCCGAAGGUCGGCGGAAUGCUCAGUCAGAUGUGGCAUCUUUUGUGACGGCUGGUACAGCGCUAUCGGGGCCGCUGCGCGAACGUGUGACGGUGAGCUCGUCAAGGUUGAUGUUGUAUCUGGGACGGACAGAGGAGUAUCUCACUUUAUUUACCGAGAGCCAGACGAUCGUCAAAAUACGGCCCCGGAAGGGGUCGAUACGACGCUGGCAGUCUGUCAAGGCGCACCAUGUGCCCAAGAGAGGCACUGAGCCAGCCGGGCUGGACAUCCAUGGCCGGGUGGUAGAGGUGGACGUCGAGUCGGCAUACGAUUCGUACCGCACUAUUAAAAUUGAAUUUGAAAACUCCCAGAGUAUCCCCUUCUUCCCUCAGGCCAAGACGUUUUCUUGCGAAAAUGGGAAGAAGUAA
This is a messenger RNA of Dichotomopilus funicola, 1935 nucleotides long. RefSeq lists its product as uncharacterized. The transcript is spliced from 5 exons. NCBI's taxonomy places the organism in Eukaryota, Fungi, Ascomycota, Sordariomycetes, Sordariales, Chaetomiaceae. Bases 1 to 1935 code for a protein of 644 amino acids. The record is from RefSeq and is a predicted model, not a curated record.